GUGAGUACAAUAACAAGUGUUGGAUUAUACAGAAGGUUACGAGCGUACCUCGUGCUGCACGUUGGUUCGCGUAAAUCUGUCAAUUGUAAUUAUCAAUCAAAUAACGUUUGAAUUUUGUUAAGUUUAGAAAAAUGAAGUGAAGUAAGAAAUGGUUAAUUUUUAUUUUGAGGAAUUAAUUUAAUUAAGUUUAAUUUUUGUGUUGGAAAUUAUGGAUUAAAAUUUGUAUACUAUUGAAUCCUCGGUUUUCUUUGGUACCUUGGCUUACCAAGGUGCGCAACUUAUUGCGUGCAAGUGUUAUUAUAUUAGAUGGUGAUAUAAAAUGAAGUGGGUGGCACUUGUGACCCUCGUCAUGAUGGGGUUGUACAAAGACCCGAGCCCUCUAUUGAGAGUGCAGAAUGGACUCAUCAGAGGAAGACUGAGUGACAGCAGAACAUACUACCAGUACCUCGGGAUACCAUAUGGACGAGUAGAUGAAAGUAACAGGUUUCAAGGACCACUGCCACCACCGAAGUGGGACGGCAUCUUUGAAGCAAUCAACGAAAAUACGCGAUGUCCACAGAGAAUGUUUGGCUCCAUCGUAGCUGGUGACUCAGACUGCCUUAAGCUCCACGUGUUCGCGCCAAUAACACGAAGUACAAAGAGAGCAGUCAUGGUUUAUAUCCACGGCGGUUGCUUCCUCGAGGGAACAGGCACUGCGUGGCUAUACGGUCCGGAUUUCUUUGUUGAGCGUGAUAUUAUAUAUGUUGGAAUAAACUAUAGACUUAAUGUGGAAGGAUUUUUAUGUCUUGGUAUAAAAGAAGCACCUGGUAAUGCUGGCUUGAAAGAUCAAAUAGCAGCAUUGAAAUGGGUGAAAGACAAUAUUGCUCAAUUUGGUGGCGAUCCAGACAAUAUAACAUUAUUUGGCGAAAGCGCUGGCGCCGUGUCUGUUUCUUAUUUGCUUAUUUCCCCAGCUGCAAGGGGCCUGUUUCAUAAAGCCAUCCUACAGAGCGGAUCAACUUUAGCCCCCUGGGCAUUACAACAUGAUCCAAUUAAAGUCGCUAGCGAUUUAGCUAUGCAGUUUGGAUAUUCUACUCGGGAUCCUCACAAACUGUACGAAGUACUUUCAAAUAAGACUAUAGAGGAAUUGAUAUUAAAAAAAGUUCCAAACUCAUUGCACAAAACUCUUAUUACAGAUGAAUUUUUAAUGGCACCAUGCAUUGAGAAAGAGUUCUCUGGUACAGAAUCAAUAAUAACAAAACAUCCAGCUGACCUACUUUCAUCAGGGAACUUUACAAAAAUUCCUAUGAUAAUUGGAUAUAACGACAAAGAAGGAAUUUAUUUUGUUGCCAAAGAUUACGGUACUCAUUUAUACAACUUCCAAGAUAUCCAAAACAUAUUGCCUACAGAUUUAGAGUUUCCAUCUGAAAUUGAUAGACUAUGGACAGCGGAGGAAAUAAAUCAAUACUAUUUCUCAGAUGAAAGAAGAGAUUCAAUAAUGGACAUGAUAAAUUUGUACUCAGAUCUGCAUUUCAAAUAUCCAACCGUGAUUGAAUCGCAGAUGUACGCCAAGUUGUCAGAUAAGCCGAUAUAUUACUAUGUGUUUAAAUAUAACGGGCUAAUCAAUAUGCCUAAGAUGAUAUCGAUGUUUCCGUUCACGAGAGGAGCGUCGCACGCUGACGAGCUGUUUUAUCUUUUCAAGCCGCACACGAUCCCGCUGCCGGCGUGGUACCUGGAGAGGAUGAUGAUUAGACGGAUGGUGACCAUGUGGACUAAUUUUGCAAAAUAUGGAGAUCCAACUCCACGAACGUCCAGCAUUCUUCCCGUGAAAUGGAAUCCAAGCCGGGGAUGGAACCCUUCGGCCCUGGUGAUCGACAGCCACAUGAGCACAUCACCGAUGUGGGACGAGCCGUCUGUUGCGCUCUGGAACAAAACCUACUCGAAAUACCGAAGAAGAAAAUAUGGCUUCAACUAAUUUAAGUUUAAGUCAAACACUUAUUAAUUGUUACCAAUAUUAUAAUGUUAAAUCUAUACUCAACAUAAUAUUACAAAGAGGUAAAGUUUGUGAGUUUGUGCGAGCUAAUCUCUGGAUCUACUGAACUGAUUUUGAAAAUUCUGUUACCAAUAGAAAGUCACUUUAUUUCUGAGUGUCAUAAUAUUAUAUUAACCCGAAAAAUGAAAUAGUAGAUUGUUAACCGAGGGUCGAAAGAAUCAACUAAUCAUUCAAUCAGUCCGAGUAGGAUUUGAUUAUUUUACCCGUGUUAAUUUACUAAACUAGUUUACUUUUAAUUUCGAAUAUGAGGAAAAUAAAACUAGUUGUUUAUCUAAACUAUUUAUAGAUAAUAUUAUAUAAUAAAAGUAUAAUUAGUAGUACCUAAAUUGUCAAAUUAGGACAAUUCGUGAAAUUAAAUGUUUAUGCUGUUUGAUAUAUUAUGACAAA
Leptidea sinapis is the source of this 2416-nucleotide messenger RNA. RefSeq names its product cholinesterase 2-like. Lineage: Eukaryota; Metazoa; Arthropoda; Insecta; Lepidoptera; Pieridae. The transcript is spliced from 3 exons. The record is from RefSeq and is a predicted model, not a curated record. Bases 320 to 1951 code for a protein of 543 amino acids.